This is a messenger RNA of Panicum virgatum (switchgrass), 1006 nucleotides long. RefSeq names its product splicing factor YJU2-like. Gene Ontology annotation, biological process: mRNA splicing, via spliceosome. The transcript has a single exon. NCBI's taxonomy places the organism in Eukaryota, Viridiplantae, Streptophyta, Magnoliopsida, Poales, Poaceae. Gene Ontology annotation, cellular component: U2-type catalytic step 1 spliceosome. The coding region runs from base 1 to 918 and encodes 305 amino acids. The record is from RefSeq and is a predicted model, not a curated record.
AUGGGCGAGCGCAAGGUAAUAAACAAGUACUACCCUCACGACUUCGACCCGUCCAAGAUCCCGCGGCGGCGGCGGCCCAAGAACGGGCAGAUCAAGGUGCGCAUGAUGCUACCGAUGACCCUCCGCUGCGCCGCCUGCGGCGAGUACCUCGGCCGGGGCACCAAGUUCAACGCCCGCAAGGAGGACGCCGCCGGGGAGCGCUACCUGGGCGCCAUCCAGGUCUUCCGGUUCUACAUCAGGUGCCCACGCUGCUCCGCCGAGAUCGCCUUCAAGACGGACCCAGGGAACUCGGACUACGCGGUCGAGUCCGGCGCCACGCGGAGCACGGAGCCCUGGCGCGGCGCCGCGGACGACGGCGGGGCCGCUGCGCGGGAGGGCGGCGGAGACGCCAUGGCGGCGCUGGAGGGCCGGGCGCGCGCCGGCAGGCGCGAGAUGGACGCGGACGCGGCGCUGGAGGAGGCGCGCUCGCUCAGCGCCCGGCGCGCCCGGGUCGCGCCGGCGCAGGCCCUCGAGUCCCUGCACAACCGCUGCCGGGCAGCCGAUCGCCGCGAGGCGCUGCGAGAGUUGGAGCAGGUAGCUGACGAGGCGCUGGUCAAAUCCAUCCGUUUCCGCAACGCCGCCGGCUACCUCAAGCGGAUCGAUGAGGAAGAUGACCGCGAGGACGACGAGGACUUCUUGGCGGCGUCUUUGGUCAGGACCGUGGACGCCAAAGUGCAGAACAAGAAGCGGCGGCAAGGUGCCGACCAGCCCGUGGUUAUCGCUUCCAAGCGGAGAUGCACGACGGCGGCGGCCCCAGCAGAGGGCGAGGCACACGACGAUGAUCUCGCGGAGACGUCGGAGGGCAAAGCAUCUGCUGGCGGCGCUCUUCAGGCGCUGUGCUGCAGCUACGACGACCUCAGCGACGAUGAGGAGGGCUGAUGACAGAUGGUGCUUGCUGGUUACCUCCAAUCGAGCUAUCGUUCCCAACCGAAACCGCUCAGCGCUCAAUGGCCGUGUUGCAUUUGCA